Messenger RNA from Glycine soja, 1560 nucleotides. RefSeq lists its product as uncharacterized. Bases 1 to 1560 code for a protein of 519 amino acids. Lineage: Eukaryota; Viridiplantae; Streptophyta; Magnoliopsida; Fabales; Fabaceae. The transcript is spliced from 3 exons. The record is from RefSeq and is a predicted model, not a curated record.
AUGACAGAGGGAGUUUUGUUGACUAUUGAUGAGGGGGGAAAACCCAUAGUUGAAGGAGAUUUAGGGAACGAUGUCAUUGAUGGAAAAGACAGUGAUGGAAAGGUUGACAAGGUUGACUUGGAUGAUAGGGAUAAGGAAACUGAUGAAGAUAAGGGAGAUGAUGAUAAUUAUGAUGAAAAUGAUAGCGAUGAUGAGGAUGACUUGGAUGCUAAAUAUGAUACUGAUAAAUUAGAAUCUAAUAUAGCAAGUGAAGAAGAUGAUGAUUAUUAUGCACUUACUAUAGCACCAAUUAAUGGUAAAGAUAUAUCAAUAAAACCAGUUUCCAAGAGAUUUCAACCUCAUGAAAUGGGAAGAGAUUUUAAUUUUGAGGUUGGUAUGGAGUUUGAUUCAAUUAGUCAGUUUAAGGCAGUCAUCAAAGAAUAUGCAAACCUGCAUGGUUUUGGGGUGAAAUUCAAGAAAAAUGACAAUGUUAGAUGUAGGGUGAUUUGUCAAGAUGGUUGUCAAUGGGUGGCAUAUGUGAGUAAGGUUGGUGGAUCAACAACAUAUAGCAUGAAGACUUACAAUGAAAAGCACACAUGUGCCAGGUCUAGUGGUGGUAAAUUGGCAUCAAGCAAAUGGAUUGCAGAAAAAUUGAUAGAACCUUUGAAGUAUACCCCUAACAUGUCAAUUAAUGCAGUGAUUCAAAAAGUCAGUGAAAGAUACUAUGUAAAAAUAUCUAGUAAGAAGGCAUAUUGGGCAAGAAGGAUUGCAAAGGAAAAGGUGCAAGGAAAUUAUGCGAAGCAAUACAAUAAAUUGUGGGAUUAUGCUAAUGAAGUUAGAAGGUCUCAGCCCGAUUCAAUGUUGUUAUUAUUGACUGAGCCAUCUGCAUAUGGUAGUGGAGAAUUAUUUAUGCGAUUUUAUAUGUGUCAUGUUGUAAAGCAAGGAUUUCUGCAAGCAUGUAGGCCUAUUAUUGGUCUUGAUGAUUGUUUCUUAAAAACACCUUUUGGUGGUAUAUUGUUGGUGGCAAUGGGUCAAGAUCCCAAUGACCAGUAUUAUCCUCUUAACGUGGUUGUUGUUGAAAGCGAGAACAAAGACUCUUGGAAGUGGUUUCUACAAAACUUGUUAAAUGAUAUUGGUCAUGAGAAGAAGUGGGUCUUCAUUUUAGACCAACAGAAGGUCUCUAAGGAGGCACAUGAUUGGUUGAUGCAGCUUGACCUAAGAUUUUGGUCAAAGGCUCACAUGUCAGAGUACUCCAGGAAUGCAAUGGCAGCAAUGUUUGACCGUAGAUUGCUACCAUCUGACUCUGUUCAUCCAUAUUAUCAUGUGAAUACUUAUAUAAAUUGUUAUGCACCCAUUCUGGAACCAAUUAAUGGAGAAGAUAUGUGGCAGCAAACUGGACUCCCAACUGUCUUACCCCCUCAAGUUAGAGUCCCAAUUGGCAUACCAAAGAAGGCUAGGAGAAGAGAAAAUGAUGAAGCACCAAAACCUCAUAAGCUAAAGAGGACAAACACAUCUUUGAGGUGCAGUAGGUGUGGCACAUUUGGGCACAACAAAAGGGUGUCAAAACAUGACAAUCCCUAA